Messenger RNA from Oryzias melastigma (Indian medaka), 6788 nucleotides. It is a transcript of the gene taok1a, whose product is annotated as TAO kinase 1a. The record is from RefSeq and is a predicted model, not a curated record. Bases 1255 to 4089 code for a protein of 944 amino acids. The transcript has 24 exons. Gene Ontology annotation, biological process: protein phosphorylation; execution phase of apoptosis. Lineage: Eukaryota; Metazoa; Chordata; Actinopteri; Beloniformes; Adrianichthyidae. Gene Ontology annotation, molecular function: ATP binding; protein kinase activity.
AAUAUGUAAUCCCAGGACAACACACACAGGUUUAGCUAAAGUUCAGAAUAUGCAUAUUACAUAAAAUAAUUUUAGUAUAAUUAUUUUACUAAAAGAAAAAAAAUCUUAAGUUUUAAUUUGAUUGAAAUAGAAAGUGUGUUAGAUUUUCACUUUGUCAACAAUAUUGACACCUAAGUAAAUUUCUCAGAUUAGUAUGAAUAAUGUAAGAAAUCAGUCAAAAAUUAAGAAAAAACAACAUUUCGUGAAAAGUUUAGAUGUCUUCAUUUAAAUGUUUCAUAUCAAAAUUGGCACGAGAAAAGAAUUGGAAAUGUUUCAGAAAUUACAGUUCCUGCUUGUAUUCCAGAAUGUUGUUGGCUGGCCUUUAUAGUCCUAUCAAAAUAAAAAAAUAAAAUAAAAAAUAAAGCUGAUUGGCCCAGUUAUUAGUUCCAUUUUUUCAUGGAGGUGUUGGGAAAACAUCAAAUGAACUUGGUUGUAUAAAGAAUGAUUAAAUUUUGAUUUUUUUUUUUAAUUGAAAAAAAUAAAAGCUUUUCUAACAGUUCAGCUCAAUGUGUAAAAUUUCAAAAGGAAAUUUUAUGAAAAGUUGCAUAAAGUUGAUUUUGAGUUACUACAGAAGUACUAAUUAGUUUUCUUUAAUAAAAUUUUGUGGGCACUCCUGAUGUUUUUUUCUGGAAGCACCCCUGUUUGUAGUUGUAAGUAAUAGGUGGUUCUGGAGAGUGGACACAACAAAAACUACAAAUUGAAAUGUGGGCGGAGUUUGACUUUUGGGGGGCGGGGCUGUUGGACGUCCAAACUCUGCCUUCUCCUCUCAGGCUGUUGCCUCCUUAAAUCUCAGGAUUUUGUUGGGACAGAAUUUCCUGCAACAGGCGGGGCCGAACUGUUGUUUGCAACAUGUCGAAAGAGGACCGACAGUUGAGUUUAGUUAGCUACUCACACAUAACUUAACGACUCGGAUAACCGCGUGCUAGACCACAUAUAUCCCCAUUUUUCCCGAAGGCGGUGGUGGAACCGUUGGCAGCCAUCUUUGGACCAGCCUGGGAGUGGGACCUGACUACUGAGACACCCCAGUUACUUUAAGGGUGGAGAUUACAACACUUGGAACUGACUUGUUUGUGUCGAAUAUUUGACUGACAGCGAUAUGAGCUUUGAAGUCAUAUGAAACCACCGUUCCACCGAUGAUCCACAGACGGAGGCUUUUGCGUCGCUAUCGCAGACCCAGAUAGUUCCCGGCGGCGGCACCGCCCCCAACUCCCCAGAAUGCCCAACAGCAGUCGGGCAGGGUGUCUAAAAGACCCCGAAGUUGCGGAACUCUUUUUCAAAGAGGAUCCAGAAAAGCUCUUCACAGAUCUGCAAGAGAUAGGCCAUGGCAGCUUUGGUGCUGUAUAUUUUGCACGGGAUGUGCGGACAAAUGAUGUGGUGGCCAUCAAAAAGAUGUCUUAUCUUGGGAAGCAGUCCACAGAGAAAUGGCAAGACAUAAUUAAGGAGGUGAAAUUCCUGCGGAGGAUACAACACCCAAACAGCAUAGAGUAUAAAGGAUGCUACCUUAGAGAGAACACGGCAUGGGUGGUUAUGGAGUAUUGUUUAGGAUCUGCUUCUGAUUUGUUAGAAGUUCACAAGAAGCCUCUGCAAGAAGUGGAAAUAGCUGCAAUUACCGACGGUGCUCUUCAAGGUUUGACUUAUCUUCACUCCCACAACAUGAUUCACCGCGACAUCAAGGCAGGAAACAUCUUGCUAACACAGCCGGGUCAGGUGAAGUUGGCCGACUUUGGCUCUGCUUCCAUUGCCUGUCCUGCAAAUUCCUUUGUUGGAACUCCUUACUGGAUGGCCCCUGAAGUCAUUUUAGCCAUGGACGAGGGUCAGUAUGAUGGAAAAGUGGACAUUUGGUCUUUGGGAAUCACCUGCAUUGAAUUAGCUGAAAGAAAGCCUCCUUUGUUCAACAUGAAUGCAAUGAGUGCCUUAUAUCAUAUAGCUCAGAAUGAGAGUCCCACACUGCAGUCUACUGAAUGGACGGAUGACUUUAGAAACUUUGUAGAUUCUUGCCUUCAGAAAAUUCCUCAAGACAGGCCAAACUCAGAGGAGCUUCUAAAGCAUGCAUUUGUCCAACGCAAGCGACCAGAAUCUGCCCUGACAGACCUGAUCAAUCGGACCAAGGACGCAGUUCGAGAACUAGACAAUCUGCAGUAUCAUAAACGGAAAAAGAUCUUGUUUCAGGAGGCCCACAACGGGCCCACAACUGAGACGCAAGAUGAAGAGGAGGAGGGAGACCCCAGUUUGUGCAAGACUGGCACAGUAAACAGCGUUGGAAGCAACCAGUCCAUCCCCAGCGUGUCAAUCAGCGCCAGUUCUCAGAGCAGCUCUGUCAACAGUCUGACGGAUGUGUCCGAUGAUAGGAGUGAAGUUGGCAAGGAUGUGAUCUCCAACAAUUCCGUCAUCCAAGUGCCAGAUCAAGAAAAAUGUAACAAACAGGCUGAGCCUCACCAACGACCAGCGGAGCCAAAAAAUCCUUCAACUCAAACCGCACAAAGACCAAAACGAGCCGUUAACCGUGAACACUUCGCUACUAUACGCACGGCUUCAGUGGUCACUCGCCAGAUUAAGGAACAGGAUUCUGAGUUGAGGCAGCAGAUGCUGGGCUACAAGCGCAUGAGGCGGCAGCAUCAGAAGCAGCUGAUGGCUCUGGAGAACAAGCUGAAGGCUGAAAUGGACGAGCACAGACUCCGUCUGGACAAAGAGCUGGAAAACCAAAGGAACAACUUCGCCCAGGAGAUGGACAAGCUGGUCAAGAAGCACCAGACUUCCAUGGAGAAAGAUACUAAAACCUUCUGCAAUGAUGAGAAGAAGUUCCAACAGCACAUCCAGAGUCAGCAAAAGAAGGAGCUUAACAGCUUCCUAGAGUCCCAGAAACGGGAGUACAAGCUUCGCAAGGAGCAACUCAAAGAGGAGCUGAAUGAAAACCAGUCAACACCCAGGAAAAAGAAGCAGGAAUGGCUGUCCAAACAGAAGGAGAAUUUCCAGCUCUACCAGGCAGCAGAGGAGGCAAAUCUACAGCGCAGACAAAGACAUUACCUGGAGCUCGAGUGCCGCCAGUUCAAUAGAAGAAUCUUGAUUGAACGUCACAAUAUUGAAAAAGACUUGCUACAAGAGGAGUUAAACAAGCGUCAGACUCAGAAGGACCUUGAACACGCCAUGCUCCUCCGGCACCACGAGUCCAUGCAGGAGCUGGAGUUUCGCCACCUGAACACCAUCCAGAAAACCCGAAGUGAGCUGACCCGCCUGCAGCAUCAGACGGAGCUGCUCAACCAGCUGGAGUACAACAAGAAGAUGGAGCGGGAACUUAGACGGAAACACGCCAUGGAAGUGCGCCAGCAACCCAAGUGCCUCAAGUCUAAAGAACAGCAGAUCAAGAAGCAAUUUCAAGACACGUGUAAGAUCCAGACCCGGCAGUACAAAGCACUAAGGAACCACCUGCUGGAGACCACACCAAAGUCGGAGCACAAGGCUGUCCUGGAGCGACUGAUGCAGGAGCAGCAGCGCAAACUCGCCAUCUUGGCCGAACAAUAUGACCAGACUAUUUCUGAGAUGUUUUCCACCCAGACGCUUCGUCUGGACGAGACUCAGGAGGCUCAGCGCCAAACCUUAAUAAUGCAAUUACAGAAGGAGCAGGAGCUUCUCAACGCCUACCAGAGCAAGAUCAAGAUGCAGAUAGAGGCUCAUCACGAGCGAGAGAAGCAGCACCUGGAGGACAGGGUGGCUCUGCGACGGGGCCUGCUGGAUCAGAAGAUUAAGGAGGAGAUGCAAGCGUUCCAGAAGGAACAUCAAGAGCGAACCAGAAGACUGCUAGAGCGGCAAGCUCGAGAAGUCGAGGCCUUUGAUUCUGAGAGCAUGCGCUUGGGCUUCAGCAACAUGGUGCUGUCAAACAUCCCCCCAGAGGCUCUUAGCCACAGCUUUCCCGGGGCCUCAGGAGGUUCUACGCAACACCCGCAUCUCCAGUCCUCCAGGAGCUCCGAGGGGCUUCAGCGAAACAGCUGCUUCAGCAUAGGGUCAAACCACCAACGCAGUUUUCACUGCAACUACGAGAGGAUGCUGGAGUAGCAGCAGUUUCCCGAAAGAAAACUUCAGUACAAGAAAUGGGUAUUUCAUGUUCAAGGAGGUUAUUCAAAGUAAUUGACCUGACCAUGACAAGCAGGCUAAUUAACUGAAACCCUACUGAGAAGUGUUGGAGCCUAAAAGAACACUAACAGUAGAAAAGGUGCUCAGUUUAAACUGUUACAGUUUUUUUUUUUUUUUUAAACCUAAAAAAACCAGCAUGACUAAAUCAAACGCACACUUCUCUAUGAUGACAUUGUAGAAACGUAGAACUAAAUCAAUGCACACUAUAGAAAAAGGACAAAUGCACCCAAGGUGGUGGGGUUUGUGGCAAAAGCACUUAUGACUUUUAAAAGCUCCAGCGAUUCUUCUCUAGACCCUUUUUUUAUUUUCUCUGCAAAUUUUUGUCAACUUGAAAUAAUUAAAUCAAAUAACCCUGCCUUUAAAAGAUAAUUUCCCUUUGUGGACAGCAAAUAUACUGUUUUUAAAACUUAAUAUAGUUUCCAAAGGGGAAAAAGGUGCAGCCUUUUCAGAAUAGUUAUUUUUUUAGCAUUAUUACUAAGAGGAAAUUAUGCAAGCUGCAUCUAACUCAUUCAUUUUGAGGAGGAUUUUAGUUCUUUUAUCCUUUUUAUUUGUUGUAAUCACAUGGGAGUAUUUUUGCAGUUGACCAGCUUACAUUUACAGAGUUGGUUCUCCCCAGCUGUGCACCUUUUUUUUUUUUAUAAGCUUCUCAUUCCACUCAUUUUUCAAAUGCUGUCUGUUUCCUAAAGAUGUUCUGGGAUAUUACCUGUUUAUUGGAGGAUAUACAAGUGCUGAUGUGUUUCAUUUAGGUUGGAUUUUUAUUGUAUGUACAGAUGGCACCAUAGCAGUCAACAUGGUCCUUAAUUUUUUUUUUUUUUUUUUUUUGAUACUGCUACUGCUUGUACCAGAAAUGAAAAGUUUAAAGCCGGUUUUAUUCAGGCAAGAUUGUUGGUAAUUUUUUUUUUUCUUUUAUAAAUAUAUUUUUAUAGAGAUAUUAUCGGACUUCUACAAAAAAAGUCAAAAGCCAAGACCAAGUUUUUAUAUCUCAGGCCAAUGAAACCUCUUAUGUGCCGAUAUUCAAGCUUUUUUAUUGACAGUUUUGGUUCACUUUAAUUUUAUGAUUGUAUUAAAUUGCCCAUUGUCUUUGUCUCUAACAUCUUUUAGUUUGUUUUGUUUUUUUACUUGGGUGUCAGAUUCUGUUUUCUACUGACUGAACACAUGUGGAAUACCAAAUGCGAAUUGCCAACGGAAAAAUGUAAAUCUGUAUAGAUAAUCACUUUAUCGUACCAUUGUUGCCAAGCCCAGGCAGCGCUGCAUUUGUCUCGUCUCCCAAGUUUUUACACACGUUUGGACGAAUGACAGGAAAUGUAUGGUUCAAGUCUAGUAGCCAAAGUGAAAAUGCUUGAAAAAAAAAUGGUGUGACAGGCAAAUUAUGAAAAGAUUGCAAUUCUUUGAAAAUGUCAGUAUUCUUUGGCACAUUAUUACCACUACAACACAUAACCUGUAUUAAAAUGUAUAGAUGGUGGAGUUUAUUGAAUGUCAGAGCAAUUGUGAAUAUACUACAUAAAAGAUGGUAAAGUACUAAAAGUGGAUUUUAAUUUUGUAAAAAUUAUAAAUCGAAAAAAAAUAGGAUUGAAUUUAUUAUAUUGUUUUUAUUGUAUGUACCAUUGUGUUGGGAGAGGGGCUUUGAAAGAAUCUGUUGUAAUAAAGAAAUUUAGGAAUAUUUACCCUGUGUAGUUUCUUUGUUCUUCUUAAUUACCUAUGACAAAGUAACCUUUGGAUGAAGGCUGGAUAAAAUAACCUAAGGAUAGGGCAGAAGUAUAAAGUCAGUGGGCGGAACCAAUCACGCCAUGAGGGGAGGUACUUCUUGGCGUACACCAAUGUGAUUUUGUUUUCUUUUUAUUUAUUUGCGGUUUUCCAUUAAGAAAAAAGUUACGUAGCUUCAAGAUCGUUUAAAGCUCCAUAAUGCUGUGUGAAAUCCUUUUAUCAUCGCUUUGGUUCCUGUUUGUUAUCUUCUGGCUUGAGACAAUAAGUGUGUGGCUCUUUCUGUCCACAUUUUAUCAGAACUGGGCCUUGUACCACCAGGGGGAUGGGGUGUUUCUGGAUGAUCUUGGACAGACAACAUAUGCAAUGUUUAACAGAGUUGAAAACCGUGAAGAGCCAGAGAUCCACUCCUGAGUCAAAGAUCAAUCAAGAAAUUCAUUGUUGCAAUGCCCAGUAUGUGACUGUGCAGUUGUGACUAAAAGAAAUACGAUGAAAGACAACUGCUUAUUCUCUUAUUUGUUGUCCGCCGAGGAAUGCACAAAUUCCUUAAGAGGUGCUAUUUGUUUCAAUGUGCAAUUUUCUUCUAAGAUUUAAUGAUUUGUGUUUUGCUUCCACUUUCUUCACAUUUGGAGAAGCAGAACAUUACGCAUAAAUGAUUUGCUUCAAUAUAAAGGGCAGAAUCUAUUAUACCUUUUAUUUCGCUCCAAUUAAAAUCAUUUAGCUUUAGCACAGAUUUUGUGAUUUCUGUAGACGGUCUUUAUGCAAACAGAGCUGUUAAUUUUUACAGUAAUUUGUCAACAUGAAGCCUGUAAGCUAUUUUUCACAAUUCUUUUUUUUUCUUUAUUGUUGAAUCUGAUGUAGCGGUGUGAUAUAUUUGCAAUAUAGAUCAAAAUAAAAUUUAUUUUAUAAUUCAUAUUAAA